This is a messenger RNA of Cucumis sativus (cucumber), 2258 nucleotides long. Its product is annotated as probable LIM domain-containing serine/threonine-protein kinase DDB_G0287001. Gene Ontology annotation, biological process: protein phosphorylation. The transcript has 5 exons. Lineage: Eukaryota; Viridiplantae; Streptophyta; Magnoliopsida; Cucurbitales; Cucurbitaceae. The coding region runs from base 176 to 1933 and encodes 585 amino acids. The record is from RefSeq and is a predicted model, not a curated record. Gene Ontology annotation, molecular function: ATP binding; protein kinase activity.
UCCCCUUUUUUUUUUUUUUUUUUUUAACGCUCCAUUCACAAAUCUGCCACCGUCGCCAUCUUCCCUCCCGGAGUUUUCUAUCGGUUUCUUCUUCUAAUUCUUAUACUCCAACCUUCUACCUACUACAUGUAGUUGUAGUCAACGGAGUGUGCUUUGUACGGCGAUAGGCGGAGUUAUGGCAACGGCAUUGGAGUGUUGGUCUAGUAGAGCUAGUACUGAUGAGGAUAUGGUGGAGCAGGUGUUGAUGAGGACUCAGGAUAGAUCGGAAGGUUCUAAGCCCGACAGUUCCUUUGCUGUUGGUGAGAAGGAGUCGUCGGCCAUGCACAGACGGUUGCAGAGGUUUAGUCGGAAUGUUUCCGAGGCGGUUGCCUCGCUUAAAAACUCUUUGAAUCUGGAUUCUAUUCGCGAUCCUUCACCUACCAGAACUGAGGGGUCUAAGAAGGCUGUUUGGGGGACUGUUGUACGGAACCUUACUCAGCUUUAUCCUGGAAGUCAGUUGCCGGAAAAGCUCGUCUCCAACAUUCGUAAGCAUUAUGAUUCGCUGCCUCUCAGUUAUGCGCUGGCGGGUUUUGACAUGAAAGAUGUCUUUCUCCACAUCAAAUUGAUGGAGCAGGCGUCUGUUUAUGAUCAUCCUGCUAUACUAUUUCAAGAAGUGACGAAUCGUGACGUUCAGAAACCUAUAAUAAAGUUCACGUUCGCUUGCAACUCUUCAGUUUCAUGGUCAGCUAUGUCUGGAGCGUUGGAGACCGCUGCCAUUCGUUGCGAGAAGAUACAGAUUUUUGAGAAGAAGAAAUUUACUCUUGGAGUCAUUCUAUUUGUAAAUCUUGAUCUUCAGGAGAAACUCUUCAAAUCGAAGGUUGAAAAUGCUCUAAAGUUGGCUAUUAAGAAGCCAAAAACCACUGCAGUGAAACUCCCAUUUGGCUUUUGUGGAUGUCAAGAAGGUAACACUGGUGGGAAAGAUCUGAGAGAAACUGAGGAGGAUGGUGUUGAACCAAAUUGCAGAAGUGGUUUUGAGAACUCGAAUUUGAGUGAAAAUUUACAGAUCGAAAUGCCCUUAUGUACUUCAUCUUUUGCUGUAACUGUCGAUGAGUGGCAGACAAUCCAAUCUGGUGGAAAUGAGCUGGGUAAAUGGCUGCUGAGCUCUGAGAAUCUUGAAUUCGUUGAUCAGAUGGGACCCAACUCGUUCAAGGGGGUCUAUAAAGGAAGAAGAGUUGCUAUAGAGAAGAUUAAAGGGUGUGAAAAGGGAGUUUCUUACAAGUUUGAACUCCGAAAAGACUUGUUGGAGUUGAUGACAUGUGGGCACAAGAACAUUCUGAUGUUCUAUGGUGUUUGUAUUGAUGAAAAUCAUGGCUUGUGUGUGGUAACCAAACUAAUGGAGGGCGGGUCAGUCCAUGAAUUGAUGCUGAAAAACAAAAAGCUUCAAACCAAAGAAAUAACAAGGAUUGCUAUUGAUAUUGUAGAAGGGAUCAAAUUCAUGAAUGACCACGGUGUUGCUUAUCGAGAUCUUAACACACAAAGAAUAUUGUUAGACAAGAACGGCAACGCUUGUUUGGGUGACAUGGGCAUACUCACGGCAUGCAAAAACUUGGGAGAGGCAAUGGAGUACGAGACAGAUGGGUAUCGUUGGCUUGCUCCUGAGAUUAUUGCGGGUGACCCAGAGAGUGUUAACGAGACAUGGAUGAGUAAUGUAUACAGUUUGGGUAUGGUAAUUUGGGAGAUGGUGACUGGUGAGGCAGCUUAUGGUGCGUAUUCGCCAGUGCAAGCGGCAGUCGGUAUAGCUGCUUGUGGCCUAAGACCCGAUGUUCCAAAGGACUGCUCAUCCACCUUGAAAUCUCUGAUGAUCAGAUGCUGGAACAAUUGCCCAUCAAAGCGCCCUCAGUUCUCUGAAAUUUUAUCAUUACUGCUAGACUCCAACAACAACAAUCAUAGAUAAAGAAACAGCUCGAUCAUUCUUUCAUUGAUUUGUGAUAUUGGUAGGGAGGCAAAUAUAAUCAUCUUCUGUUGACAGUUCAGUUCCGUUUCCAAUCUUCAACAAAUGUUCUGCAAAACGGGUAUCACUUUGAGCUCUCAUAUUUUUAGUUAGUUGGAUUUUCUCCAUUUUGUUCCAAAUGUACGACUUUACCAAACUUUCAUUAAUAGUUUGUUGUCUUAUAGCUCGUGGGACAACAAGUAACAUUUGUCGAAAAUCUCCUCCAAACACAACACUUUUCCACCAAAUGGUUCUGGAUUAUCCAUUAUAUCUCUAAAAGUUCCGUCGA